This is a messenger RNA of Sinocyclocheilus anshuiensis, 1986 nucleotides long. RefSeq names its product stereocilin-like. The transcript has 16 exons. Gene Ontology annotation, cellular component: kinocilium; stereocilium tip; cell surface. The record is from RefSeq and is a predicted model, not a curated record. Gene Ontology annotation, biological process: cell-matrix adhesion. Lineage: Eukaryota; Metazoa; Chordata; Actinopteri; Cypriniformes; Cyprinidae. The coding region runs from base 1 to 1977 and encodes 658 amino acids.
AUGGUCCAUUUCGCACUCCAACAGGCUCUGGAAGGCACGUCUGCAAAUAUAACACAGCAGUUGGAAUGUCUUCUACCAUUCGUCUCCUUGAGGAAAUUAAUGUCAGAUCUAGAUGGAGAGACGGUCCUUCGUGACAUAUCUGUGUAUAAGCAUAUGCCAUGGUCUCACCAACAGGCUCAAAUGCUGUUCAAAAUGAUUCAGCGGACCGUAAACAUCACAAGGGAGUCAAUACUAGAUUUAGGUCGCAUUGCUGGUGGCAUGAGCUGUGAAUGGCUGAAGCUUUGGGUAAAUGAGUCAGGCUUUUCUGAAUUGUUGCAAUUCAUCACUAAGUUGCCAGGAGGACUUAGACCUGGUUUGAAGAAAUGCAUUGUGGUGGAGCUACGGAAACGGCCUGAUAUUGAUCUAAAUGACUUGGACCCCUCAUUUGCUGCAAGAUUACCGCUGACCAUGUUGGAGAACCUGUCUAACUCUUCACUCAAUAGUGUACUGGACUAUGUUCGACAACACUUUAUUGACUUUCUCCAGCUUCCACGACACAAGCAAACGGCCCUAGCAGAGAAAGCUAUCGAUGUACUCGGCAUCUCUGAAAAUGGCCUCACCGAGGCCUCCAUGUAUAUGCUCGGUCCUUUUCUGCCCUUCCUGGACAGGGAUGUGUUAGCUCACAUAGAUCGAGAGGCUCUGAAACUGCAACUAGAGGAACUGAAACAAUAUUGCCUGCCCUCUGACACCUUCAGACAAAUAGCAGCUUUGCUCACAGAGAGAAGCAUGCUGGGAGAUCUGAAAACAUGGACGGUUGGGGAUGUUGAGCAUGUGGGUAGACUUUUGUUCACCCUUUCACCUCAGCAGAUAAGAUCUCUGCCACUGGGUGAUUUAGGCAAAGACACAGUUGAGCAGGUCCUGAUGAGCCAGUGGCUUUGGAAAAGCAGCGAAUUGGGAAAGGCUUGUUUGGAUCUGAAAGGACUACGAGAAAAGAUGAACGGUCUCACCCACAGGAUCGUUAAAGGUCGAUGGUGGAUGAGAAGGGGGCCCAUUCCAAGCUGUGCAGACAUUAAAGGGACAUUUCCAUCGGCCUGGAGGUCCUAUCAGCUGAAUCGAAUAAAGAGGAAGGAGCUGAAGAUGUGUGUUGAGUUCAUUGGUCAGGAUGACACACUUGAUGCCGAGCAACGUGAAGCACUUUGGAUGGAACUCAGACCAGUGUAUAAACCAGUGAAGCAGCUUGAACCAGAACAGGUGUUGGAACUGGGUUGUAUAGUGACUGAGAUGGGAGAAAGAGAGCUACAGGCUGUCAACUUAUCCAAUCUGGCUGUGGUGGCCCAUCUUGGGGACCUCAAUGGGUGGAACGCAAAGAAAAUGAGAGCAGUUGUCCUUGGUAUAAUGAAUCGACUUAAACAAAAGCCUGAAGAGCUUGGUGUGGUGGAGCUUGUUUCCUUUGGACAUCUGCUUUGUGGCUUCAGUUCCUCUGAAAUUUCCCAUCUAGACCCGUUCAACCUGAGUGUGGCUGCUUUGUUUCUGGGGGAGAUGGUACUGCCGUGUUCUGAGCAGCAGACCGAGGCGCUGACGUCAUGCCUAUCCAGUCCUCUGGGCUUUGGUCCAGUCAGCAGCUGGGGCUCUGAGGUCUUCACUGAGAUUGGGACUUUGGCAGCUGGGCUGGAGGAUAUGGUAUUGUCUGCACUAAUAAAAGAGCAAGUGGAAGGACUUACACCAGCAGCAAUAACCCUGAUAUCUCCAAGAAAAUUCGCUGUGGUAUUCAGUGCCACGCAGCUGUCUUGGCUGAGCUCUGAACAAGCGUAUGCCGUGACAGAGGAGCAGUGGGCAGAAUUAGACAAUGAACAAAGACAAGCACUUGUCAUGGCCCAGUAUGAAGGUGAAUUAAUGCUUGAGCACAGAGGCAGGAACCAGGCUCCAUCGUUAUGGUUUGCCGGCAGCUUCAGAAAAUGUUUAUUACUUUUUGUCUGUACAUUGUGGUUACUGUUAUAAAGAUUAUAA